AAAUCACAAAAAUCAUUAGAAUAUAAACUUAAAUCUUUAAAUGAUAUUACGAAUAACUAUACUUCAAGACAAAUUCAAUUUAAUAAUGAACAAAAAAACUUUAUAGAAAUAUACUCAACAUCGAAUAAAGAAAGCAAAAAUUCUAAUUUAGAUUUAUCAAUUUAUUCUUUAAGCAAUUCAAGCAAUGGAAUAAUUAUAACUGAUAAUAAAGAAUUGGUUAGUGAUAUUAACAAAAAUAAUUCUAUAAAUAAAGAUAAUAUUAACUAUAUGAAUGAAAAUAGUGAUAACUAUGAACUUGAUUCAAGUUUUAGAAUAUCUAAUGAAUCAAAGUUACUUAAUAAUACAUUUAUAGAUUUUAUGAAUGUAGUAGAUAAAUAUAAUAUUAGCAAUAAGAAACAAACUGAACAACAACUUCCAUUUGCAUCAAAACUUUUAUCUAUAAUUUUAUAUUCAGAUGGUAUUAAUUUAACUAGUGAUCAAAUUAUUUAUCCUACUGUACCAGAUCGGCUACAUCAUUUAGAUAUUGGUCUUUUUUAUUAUCAAAUUAAAUAUAGUCGAAUGCUUUUAAAAAAAUUAGAUGGAAAUGAUGCAAUAAAUAAAAUAAAUUAUCAAUUUAGAAAUAUUUCACCCAUUCAUGGGCUUAAAAUUUUUAAAUUUAGACUACAAAAUAUCAAAUAUUUUAUAGCAGGAAAAUAUCAAGAUAUUAUAAAAGUUAUACCUUUUAUAAUUGAUAGUAUUUUAAAUUCAUUUGAUAAGCAAAUAGAUAAAGCAUUAAUGAUAUUAUUUAUCAAAUGGAAUAUUAUGUAUAAAAUGAGUUGUAAUACAAAUCCAAAUGAAAAUGAUUUAAAAGAAUUUGAGGCAUCUGUUAAAUAA
Racocetra persica is the source of this 873-nucleotide messenger RNA. The record is from the annotation of a GenBank genome assembly. Lineage: Eukaryota; Fungi; Glomeromycota; Glomeromycetes; Diversisporales; Gigasporaceae.